Molecule: messenger RNA, 707 nt
Organism: Suillus paluster
Lineage: Eukaryota; Fungi; Basidiomycota; Agaricomycetes; Boletales; Suillaceae
Exons: 3
Coding region: 386-652 (88 amino acids)
Source: RefSeq, a predicted model, not a curated record
GGACGCUUCACGCCGCCCGAGGGUCGAGGGGCGCAUAUUGACCGCGUGCUCAACCAAUGCAAGAAUUCAUGGAUGUUGUUCGCUCAUGGUCAGUCGGUUCUAUGUGUACCACUAGGCGUCUUCAUCUGAUCACCUUCGAAAAUUUCCAUAAAUCAUGCAACUCGGAAGGACAACUUCCUUUCCCAGGUGAAGUUAUAAGGGACAUAUCAUUUAUCUGUGGCGUCCUAUAAUACGCUCGAGGUUCAAUACGUCCGACAAAUUUUACCCUCUGGAAUCUGGCAGGUUCGUCUCAAAGAUCAAGGUAUAGACCUCCCGUGUUCCUCUGUGCUUGCUUCUCGUGCACCCGGGGAGCUCUUUGGCUGGGGGGAACCCACCCUCGAUGGAUAUGCUGAUGCAAUUGAAGGCGUUUUGGCUGACCUUGUCUGGCCUUUCCUCGGUUUGGAUGCGCCAAUGCGGAAGGUACAAGGGUAUCAAAAAUGUCUGGUUACUUCCUCGCCCCCUAUUCGAAAAAGUUAGUAUGACUCGACCAGGCGGCCCUGUCUGGUCUUCAUAUUGCAUUCCAGGAUAUCAAAUGCAAGAAGUUUCGAGUGUCCAGGUGGUAGAAUCAGGGAUCGUGGUAGAUCGGUUGUUACCAUCUGAGUGCUGUCUGUGAAGCAGGAAGUGAACGCAAAGGGAAAGAUUUGCUGUUGUAAAGAUGAAUACCACUG